Molecule: messenger RNA, 3696 nt
Organism: Debaryomyces hansenii CBS767
Lineage: Eukaryota; Fungi; Ascomycota; Pichiomycetes; Serinales; Debaryomycetaceae
Product: transcription factor TFIIIC subunit
Exons: 1
Coding region: 1-3696 (1231 amino acids)
Biological process (GO): 5S class rRNA transcription by RNA polymerase III; transcription initiation at RNA polymerase III promoter
Cellular component (GO): transcription factor TFIIIC complex
Molecular function (GO): DNA binding
Source: RefSeq, a predicted model, not a curated record
AUGCUGUUUUCGUGUCCUCCAAGUGAGCUAGUUUCGCAUAUUUUAGAAACACUUGCUUUCUCUGGUCAGCAUGGUAUUUCAUUAUUUGAAAUGUGGGAGAAAGUAGCACAUAAGUUGCAGCUGCCAUCAUUAGAUGACUUUCAAAAACAAGUAAUAUGGCAAUGGCUCUUUUUCUAUAAUGAAUCGGAUAUCAUACAUCAUCUGUAUAUAAUUGAUGGUGAUCGUCCUGUGGCGAUAUUGCCAAGCUAUAAGAGUUUCUUGGAAGAAGUGGGUUCUGAAAGAACCCUUAAAAUAAUGCCUAGUUCUGAAACGCAAUGGAGAUAUUUAACAGGUGUUGGAAAUUCAAAAAGAUUAAAGCUUCAACUAGGGGAGUAUCCAUUUCAAUUAUUAUGUGAAAUAGCAAAGUAUGGCCGGAAUGGCAUUUAUGCACCGGAUUUGUGUAAAGCUACAGGCCAAGAUCCUAGGUCGUUGACUUUAAGAUUACGAAAAUUAGAAGAAUUGGGGUUCAUCAUAAAGAAAAAUGUCUAUAAUGAGAAAUCUAGUCAACACACCAGUUUGUGUAUCCAUAAGAAAUUUAGUGAAGAUGAAAUUGAGUUGGCUCCUUCUGAUUUUGGUGAAGAUUUUGAUAGCUCAAGAAACGUUAGUAAAUUAAAGCAAUUCAUCAUGCAAUCAUUAAAAAAUGCGCCCAAUAAACUAAGAGGCUUUAAGGAUUUGAAAAGUGAGCUCAAGUUGGAUAACGGAAGGUCAUCAGGAAAGUUUUUUAGAAGUAUAAUUGAAUAUCUUCAUAAGCGUGGAUACGCAGAAAGGUUAAUGGUGAAAAACCCAAACCAGUCACAAUUAGUUUAUUGCAUCAAGUAUAUUAAAGAUAUUCCUAAAGAUGCGGAUGAAAUUUCUGAUUAUGUUGAUUUUUUUAAUGAGCUUGACGACAAUCCAAACCAAGAUGAUGAUGAUUAUGAAAAUGACAUAAUCCCAACAUUUAAUACUAUAUUUCCUCUAUCAAACCAACUAUAUCAAGGCAUUUUGAGUACAGAAAAACAUGGGGCUACGUCAAUGGAAUUAAUACGGAACUUGACGGGUUUAUCAGAUUAUCGCCCAAUUAUAAAAUUAUUGGAUUCGUUGACCAGUUAUGUAAUUGAUAAUGGAAAAUCAAAGGCUUUGAAAAAUUAUAGUGAUGCUUACGAUCAAACAGCUAUAAUUAGAGCAUAUGAUUUUGAAGGAAAGUUCAAGUUUUAUAGAUAUUUUAGUACGCAAUAUUCGGGAUCAUUACCUUCUGAAAAGCCAAAAUCUAGUAAGAAGACUACGUCGACAGUUGAAAAUAGUUCGCUUGAAAAUUUGAAUAAGAAAUAUUUUCAACCAUUAGGAAAAGUUCCUCAGGGAUCGUUAGUUAACUCUAAAAAAAGAAAACUGGAUGCUAACACCAAGAGAUCUCUUAAGAAAGCUAGAAUUAAUUCUACUGGAGAAGCCGAAAUUAAAAAGCCAAGGGGAAGACCAAAAAAAAAAGCUGAAAAUGGUACUAAUAACGUGGACGCUAUAGAAUCCUAUCCAAAAGCUUCUUUAUUACCAGGUAGUGAUGAAUAUCAGCUGGAUGGGAGAUCUUCAAUGGUUGAAACAAUUCCUUCAGAUGAGAAGGAAGAAUUCAAUAAUAGUGGUCCCAUAAGCUUAAGUGAUAUACUGUCCAUUAAGCCGCCAGCUGAUUCGGAUUUGAAACUUCAAAGAAAAAAGGUUGCAUCCUCUAAACCAUCUACACAUUCAGGAUCGCUAAAAGCAAUAAAAAGACGAACCGAGUUAAUAAAUAUAAUCAAAGAUUUAGGCGGAGUGACUUAUACUACGGCUAAUUUAUGCCGUCUAUUGGAUAAACGACUCCGCAAUUCAACUAUUACGGAUAAAAAAACCUUAGCGCGAGAUGUAUCGUUAUUGAUAAAUAAUGGCGAACUUGAAGUUCAAGAUAUUCAAUUUAUUAGAUCUGGACAGCCUAUUUCUAGGAAGCUAUUGAUAUUAACCUCACCUGAUCUCAAACCGCUGGAUGAAAAGAUUGAGGAGAUGAAACAACAAUGUUUGAUAGAUAAAGGGUUACGACCAAAUAAUCAACCAAGCAGACGUAUAAUUGAAGGUGAGGUUACUAUAUAUUCUCAACCUCAAAUAUCGUUAACCAAGAAGGAAAGAAAAGGUCGUUUGGAGUCGUUAUCUGAAAGAGACUCACAUGUGUCGGAGAAUAUUAAACAAAAGAAGGUUACUGUUAAAGAAGAGAACGAUUUAUCUACUAAGGUUGAUGUAAAACUUACUGAUGCAAAGGCUGGAGACCCACUUUCAUCUCUUGUCUCGUCUAAGUCAAAAAGGAAAAGGAAAGCAACAUCCAAAAAGGGAAAUGGAACAACUAGCAUAUCUAAUACCAAACAUCGUAUGCCUAUCAAGUUCGAUAAAUCCGACGCGACUACCUUAUAUAGGGCAGUUGUUAUUUCUCGGACUUUCAAAAGAGGAGCGAUUGAUUUUGAAAAAAUUGCUACGUUGUUCAAUGAUAUAAAUGCAAGCGAAAUCAAACUGAAAUGGACUCUGGUUAGAAAACUUGUUGGCGGAUUACCAGCGGUAAUGAAGGGUAUCGACUCAUUUGAGUAUGUCGUAAUGAGAGGUAUAGAAAAUGGGUUUGUAUCUGCUAGUGACUUAGAAACUAUUAAUAUUCAAUUCUUUUUGGAUUUAUGGAGGGACACGGACAGCUCAAUUUUAGAAGUGGUAGAUAAAUCUCCGUUGUAUGAUACUGUGAUUGAUAAUUUGGAAGAAUAUAUAUUUUCAGAAUACAGUGACCAUCAGCAAGACUUAUUUGAACAACUUGAAGAUAAUUCAAUGAGACGUAAAGAAGCAAUUCUUUCUAAUACAAAUUUCGCUUAUGAUAAGAUACCGGAAGUUAAAAAAGAAAAGUACGAUGAGCACAGAACUGUUUUGAAGGCUAUAUUUGUCACACCGGAAGAUAGAUUUUCUAGUGAUAGAGUGAAUCAAAUAUUAUCCGAAUAUGAUGACGAAGCUAUAAAAGAAGCGUCAUUAGCGCUCAUUAAAGAUAAAGAACUUUCACAUUCUUUGGAUGACUCGAAUACGAGAUUUAUUUUAACCGAUAGAGUUCAUAAUGCGUUUAUCCUGAAGAUUUUUACUAGUAAAUUUUUCAAUCAGGCUGCCGAGUUUAAGAAUAAUAUGCUAAUUGUAUCAGAAGCAUCCAAGGGCCUUAUUUUAUCGCAUGGUAUUCUAAGUGGUCAAAUGGCAACGCUUUUGCAUUUUCUUUCAGACGAAGUUGUUGAUUUGAUUCGUGUCGAUAAGCCGUACAAAUUCAACGGGUAUGAAUCAAGAUUGAUUGAUAAAGAAAAGUUAGCUUGUGAUAUCAUUGCAACCGGUAAUUAUUCAGAUAUAAAGAAAGAAAAUCUUAAGAGUACGCCAAUACCAACAGGAAAAGCUUGCUCUCACAUAUGGCUUGAUUUGAAUGGAAAUAUUAAUACUCAAAUGUGGACAAAGAUUAUCAUAAGCAUCCUUUAUUAUAUAGUGUUCAGGCCAGGUGUGCCCGAAUUUAUUAUUUAUUCGAAGUUGCGGCCAGUAUUAGGGUAUUCAGAUUUUCAUUGUGUCAUGAAGUGGCUUUCGAAAACUAAUUGUAUACACAAGGGCAAGAACCAAGGCUAUUGGGUAAAGAACGAUUGGUUUUCUAUUCUAGGUUAUUGA